CCCACUAGUGCUAUCAACCCAAUGCCUUUACUAAUCAGUUCUCCUUCAGAUACCUGUAUACGAAUUCCAGUUUGGUGGUGACCUCAAAGAACAUGUGAUGCGAAGGAGACAUGAUAACUGGAUCAAUGCGACACAUAUUCUGAAGGCUGCUGGGUUCGACAAGCCAGCUCGAACCAGAAUUCUCGAACGAGAUGUGCAAAAAGACGUUCACGAGAAAAUCCAAGGUGGCUAUGGAAAAUACCAAGGCACUUGGAUACCACUCGAGAGCGGACAAGCAUUAGCAGAGCGGCACAGCGUAUUCGAUCGAUUGCGACCCAUCUUUGAAUAUGUCGCUGGUGCGGAGAGCCCACCUCCUGCUCCCAGGCAUGCUAGUAAACCCAAGGGACCAAAGUCUAAGCCUCCGCUACCGAAAUGGAACAAUCCGCCUCCAGCUCCUGCUCCUGCGCCCGUAAUUCACGAUGAUCCCGAUACGGUAAUGGGUGACGAAGAUACACCAGAUAACCUCACAGUGGCAUCAGCAUCGUACAUGGCCGAAGACGAACGUUUCGAGAUGCCCCAAGUGCCAGGCACAGGACGGAAACGCAGAAGAGACGACAGCAACCUGCAAGACCUUACCGAGCAACAACAUGCGCUAUAUGGCGACGAACUUCUCGACUACUUCCUCCUCAGUAAAACAGACCAACCAGCAGUGAAGCCUGAUCCACCCGCCAACUUUCAACCUAACUGGCCGAUCGAUGCGGAGGAUCAUACGGCGCUUCACUGGGCGUCCGCAAUGGGAGACGUUGAUGUUGUCAAACAACUCAAGCGAUUUAACGCAUCGUCCACUGUCAGAAACAUACGCGGCGAGACACCGUUCAUGCACUCAGUAAACUUUACGAACUGUUACGAGAAGCAGAGCUUUCCCGUCGUGAUGAAAGAGCUAUUCGAAACAUUCGAUGCUCGUGACAAUAUGGGCUGUACAGUGAUACAUCAUGCGGCUGUUAUGAAGAACGGCAGAGUAUUCAACUCAUCAUGCUCACGAUACUACUUGGACAACAUUCUCAACAAACUUCAGGAGGGCCUAGAACCAAGCGCAUUUCAAAGAUUGCUGGAUGUUCAAGAUAACGACGGAAAUACAGCAUUACACCUUGCAGCGCAGCGGAACGCUAGGAAGUGCAUAAGAGCACUAUUAGGACGCAAUGCUUCAUCGGAUCUUACGAAUAACGACGGAGUCAGGGCAGAGGAUCUUAUUAUGGAUUUGAACGCGACGAAGAAAGAACGUGGACCUCAACGAUCGUCGUCUCCUUUUGCCCCUGAAUCCCAACGACAUGCUUCUUUCAAGGAUGCACUGCUCGAGAAGGCGAAUCGGCAACCCCCGGUGGCUUUCCAGUCCGCGGCAGCAAACACUGUCCAGUCACGGAUCACACCCCUGAUUAUGGAGAAAUUCCAGGAUCUAGCUAAGAGCUACGAAGAGGAAUGGCGGGAGAAGGAUGUAGCAGAGGCAGAGGCGAAGCGAAUCUUGGCCAACACCCAGGCAGAUCUGAAUGCUCUCCGGCAAAACAUAACAGAUGCUGAGGGGCAGCUCGAGUCAGAAGAAGCGGCGUCCAAAAACAACCAAGAAGCCAACCUAGCCAAGCAUCAGGUGCUGUCACUCAUCACACACCAAAACCGCUUACAUGUUCAGCGGUCAGUGGACAGUGAACUCAGCCGCAUCAAUGGCGAUGGAGGCGUGCAGGAAGAGUCAUACGAAGAGAGGCUGAGUCUCGCCCGCCAACUAAGCACAUUGCUUGCUGAGCAACGGACAGCUGAGACGGAUUAUGUCGAGGCGCUGAGCAUGGUGGGCACGGGCGAGAAGAUUGAAAAGUAUAGGAAACUUCUCAAGAGGUGUCUCGAUCCGAAGGAGGGCGAGAGCCUGGACACGAAUCUCGACAGCCUGAUCGAGAUGAUGGAGGAAGAGCGGGACGAGGAUGGUAUGGUUGGCGCUAUGGAGCCCGAACCAAUGGAGCUGUCAGGUGGCAUCUAGGGAACAUCACUGGGCUCUCCGUUGCGGAUCUAGCCCCUUUAUUCUCUUUCUCUUUUGCUUUGACGAAAGUACUUAUAUAUAUCCUUAUUGGUUAGGGGCGCGCAAAGUUACGGGGUUGGUUAAUCCUCUGCUAGUCUUGGGAGGAUUUAGCAGAAGCAGACUUUCUACGAAGGAAUGGGCGAUGGGUGUAUGCAAUUUUGCACGAUAGACCUGAGCGCAAGCGAGGUGAUAGUUGCCUAUGAAAUAUACUUGCUCUUGAACUCAGAACUAGCUUUUUCCGAGGAAGUCGGUCAGUGACACUUGAGAACCAACCACCAGGUCAACGGUCAGAGUUAGUCAACCAAACUAAGAUGCACUGCCGGAGACGGCUUGACGCCAAGGCAUUCGAUAGAGGGGAAAUUCCAAGUUAUCGGAACCGAGGCACUCACUAACUUCCAAGUUGUGAAGAUAGCGCCGAGGCUUGUCAGCCAGCCUCAUGCUUCUGUGCCUUACCGAUUUGCUCAACUUGACCAUAGUACACCAACAAGAGGGGCUCCAGCACCGAUAAUGCGGCUGAUAUUGAUUUCCAGGAGCGGUGGUCCGUGAGUUAUAUUCUCAAAGAGGCUUGGUCAUGCGCAAGCCAUCUUCUUCGUUCCACCUGAGAGAAAUAUGUUAUGGGACAAAAGUUCCUCGAAUCAGAUGGUUCGAAUGAUGUGUAAGGGGACCACCUAUGAUGAGAAGAUAAUUUCGGGGCAGUCAGAAGACCGGUAUCUUCCAGUUCUUGCACAUAACAAGUUUCCCAGAGACCAGCAAAAAGGACUUGCAUGCCACACAGCAAAAGAAUUGAUCACUCGUCAGAAUGACCGUUGUAAUGCGUAAUCUGGGAAUCGAACCCAGGGCUCCCCGACGCUGCACGAAUGGCAACGGAGAAUUUUACCACUAAACCAAUUACGCUGUGGUGUUCGAUGUCUGGUGUAACGUUGUUGAGCCUCAUAUCCCGCUCAUGCAGAUCUCGGCCAUAGUCGCUGUACUUACUUCUUGUUCUCCGGUACAAGGAUCUUGAGAUUUAUUUGCUUUUCCUUAGACAAGAGAUUCGGCUACUGUAGCUGACCGCAUGAGUCUAAAUCAUGUGAGUUCAUCAAUUCAUGUGAAGUCGAUACAUAACCUAAGUGGGUACAAUUCAGCCAAGGUUGAGUUUUUCCGAAGUAAGCAUAAUUAACGGCCAUGAGGAUCGGGCGUUGCGGAGUCAAUGAUGAAGCUCAAUAUCUGGGUUUUAGUGGUAUGGGAUAUCAAGAGGUUGGUUAGAUCCGCGCUUAGGCCAAGCGGUGAGAUGUAAUGGCUGGUUCAUGGUUGGACAUCCCAGGUGGAGCGAAUGUCAUUGUUCAUCGCGAACCAUAGCUUGUGGCGAUGAUGAUUGGGAUGUUGCUUGACGCGCCCGAAUUAUCUGAAACUGGACACGAACGCGAGUAAUUGACCUGUGAGAGUGGCAAGAGUCGUCGCGUAUCUUGCGCAAUCAACGAGGCCGAGCAAUCCGUUGCUGUCGAAUUGCGCCGAGUUUGUUCUCCGUGAGUGUUUUUUGUUGUGCUGCGCCAGUCAGACUUGUGUAAGUCAUUUCCUUGUCAGCAAGACCCACGUCGAAACACGAGGCUGGAGGCAACAAUUUGCCAACUCUCAAAAAGGCAAUUCGAGCGAUGGCGAUGGAUGACUCGAAGCCAAGAAGUGGAAUAAGACAGGUAUUAUACCCUGUGCGCAUAAAGCAUUGGUU
This is a messenger RNA of Fusarium odoratissimum NRRL 54006, 3746 nucleotides long. RefSeq lists its product as uncharacterized. The record is from RefSeq and is a predicted model, not a curated record. Bases 98 to 2002 code for a protein of 634 amino acids. Gene Ontology annotation, cellular component: SBF transcription complex; MBF transcription complex. Lineage: Eukaryota; Fungi; Ascomycota; Sordariomycetes; Hypocreales; Nectriaceae. Gene Ontology annotation, molecular function: transcription regulator activity; DNA binding; protein binding. The transcript is spliced from 3 exons.